GAGAGAGAGACUUGUGAUGUUGAGAAUUUCCAACUAUUUGUUAUCGACUAUCAACUGGUUUCCAGGACACAUGUACAAAGCAUCAAGGGAGAUUAAAGAAAAACUUGCACUGGCGGAUAUUAUCAUAGAAGUUCGGGAUGCGAGAAUUCCCUUGACUUCAGCUGCCGUUGCAGAAGUUUCACAGUUACCUUCACGUACUAUUCCUAGAAUUAUUUUGUUGAACAAGGCAGAUUUAUCGGAACCAUUGUUAUUGUCCAAAGCUAUGUGUCGGCUGGCAAAAGGCGGUCUCAAGUCAUCUUAUUGCUCGAUAUUGCCAUUUUCUUGCAAACAAGUACAACGAAACCAUAUAUCAUCUGUUUUGGAUACUUUAGCAGCUGUACCUGUGAGAAAAAGACUGAAAAGUUUGCCUACCAAAGUUAUCGUAAUAGGUGUACCGAACGUCGGCAAGUCAUCGUUUAUAAAUCUGUUGCAGCGUCAUUGUCGCAAUCAGUGGAAAGACAUUCCUGUAGAACAUACUAUUGACGAUGGAGGAGUGGCUAAAGUUGGGAAGCAUCCCGGAGUCACUAAAAAUGUUGCAGGUUUUGUGGUUUCGCAUCAACCUUAUAUCUACAUGUUGGAUUCUCCUGGUGUAAUGUAUCCACGAUUGGACAGUUGGGAAAGUGGUAUGAAACUAAUAAUCACCGGCUGUAUACGAGACCAGUCUGUGGAUUCGAUUGCAGCUUGUCAGUUUUUGUUGAACAUGUUGAUAGAAAGAAAUGAUUCGGUUGCCAUGUCAAGGUUAGGUAUCGAUAUAAAUGAUUGGAAUAUUUCUGCGCAUCAAGUUGUUCGAAAGGUUGCACAUAGAAUACGUGCAUUUCAAAAGGAGGAUAAAGAGCAUACACAUGAAAAUGAAGAUCUUUUGCGGACUUGCAUAUAUAUACUAAAAAAGUUUCGACAAGGAAGUUUAGGAUGCUUUACUUUAGAUUCCAUGGAAUGAUUGAUUCUCUUGGGUAGAGAAAGCAACAGCAUGAAUGAGGAUGGUCGAGAGCUGCUCUU
Messenger RNA from Galdieria sulphuraria, 1035 nucleotides. RefSeq names its product GTP-binding protein. Gene Ontology annotation, molecular function: GTP binding; GTPase activity. The transcript is spliced from 2 exons. NCBI's taxonomy places the organism in Eukaryota, Rhodophyta, Bangiophyceae, Galdieriales, Galdieriaceae. The coding region runs from base 17 to 976 and encodes 319 amino acids. The record is from RefSeq and is a predicted model, not a curated record. Gene Ontology annotation, cellular component: mitochondrion.